AUGGCAAUCGGCGUGGCUCUCAUCGGAGGUGGAAUCUGGGCAAAGGAGGAACAUUUGGUGACUUCAAAAGACUUGGAAUUGAAAGCUAUAUACUCUCGAUCAUUCAAAUCUGCGAAGGAUGUCGCUGAGGAUGUCAAUGAGAAAGUAGAAUUGUACUCGGAAGACACCUCGCAGGGUUAUGAGGACAUUCUGAAGCGUGAGGAUGUUCAGGCAGUGAUCAUCAGCCUCCCAAUCGCCAAUCAGGUCCCUUUCAUCCGAUCUGCACUCUCUGCUGGAAAACAUGUCCUAUCCGAAAAGCCUGUUGCAGAAAAUGUGGCUGAUGCGGUCAAUCUGAUCAAAUGGUAUCAUGAGAACAAAGCAGCCAACAAAAACGUGACUUGGGGUGUAGCUGAGAACUUUCGAUACCUGAAAAGUUUCCAAUACGCGCGGCAGGAAAUCGAGAAAUUGGGGGAAAUAAUCGGAUUUCGAGUGCGUAUUUACGCUAAUAUCAAGCAGGACUGGAAGUUCUUCCAAACUUCGUGGAGAAAAAACCCUACACAUCAAGGAGGCUUCCUGCUUGACGGCGGAGUCCAUUAUACCGCUGCAUUGCGCGGCUUGCUUGGCCCAGAUGUGCAUUUUACAAGACUAGCAGCAUUCACAACUCUACUUAAAGAGCAUCUUCCGCCCGUUGAUACGAUGGACGCUAUUCUCAAAACAAAUACCGGUAUUCAGGGUACUUUCCAGUCGUCAGUAGCAACUACUUUGACUGGUCCAGAAUGGACAAUUGCCUGUGAAAAAGGUACCGUUACUGUCGUUGGGUCGGACGUGACUGUUCGUCCUGUGGAUGGGGAGGAGCUUGUUCAGACUAUCGCCGAUGAACGUACUGGUGUGCCACCAGAGAUUCGGGCUUGGGGAGAAGCUCUGGCUGCUGGACGACAGAAUCCGGAGCAGACCCCUGAAGAGGCUCUGGCGGAUUUGGAGCUGAUCGAAUUGAUGCUUCGUAGUGGUGAAAGUGAAGGCCAACCUCAGGUUUGCCAACACCAAGCUCUAGGACAGAAAUGA
This is a messenger RNA of Talaromyces marneffei, 1041 nucleotides long. RefSeq lists its product as uncharacterized. Gene Ontology annotation, molecular function: nucleotide binding; oxidoreductase activity. Lineage: Eukaryota; Fungi; Ascomycota; Eurotiomycetes; Eurotiales; Trichocomaceae. Gene Ontology annotation, cellular component: cytoplasm. Gene Ontology annotation, biological process: NADPH regeneration. Bases 1 to 1041 code for a protein of 346 amino acids. The record is from RefSeq and is a predicted model, not a curated record. The transcript has 5 exons.